GAAAGGUUAAUAGAAUUGUGAUAUUAAGGGCAUAGAGAGAAGGAAGAGGAGAGCGAGGUUUGAAUGGCGUCGGAGAAGAGAAAGAGAAAUACGAACAGUGAUGUGAGGAAGAAGAGAAAGAGGAAGGAGGAGGCGGAGACGGGGAAAGCCGAAGAGAAGUCAGAGGAACGAUCGUUGGAGGCUCUGCGUCUCCUUCAGUCGGCGACGGGUCUUCAGCUUUCAUCGCUGGAGUUGGAGUCCCUCAGACAAGACUGCGUUCUGGAGGUACCCAAUCACUCAGAUAUUCAAAUAUUGGGGAAAACUGUUAAGGCAGUGUUUGGGUCCUCAUGGAGGGAGCAUCUCUGCGAAGGGAGUGUCGUAGAGGGAAAAGUUAAUGCCGGAAGCCCCGCGGUUCUCAUCAUAUCUUCAUCUGCCCUAAGAUGCAUACACCUUCUCAGGGGCUUUCGCUCUUUCACUAAACAAUGCCACGCUGCAAAGCUAUUCGCUAAGCACUUGAAGCUUCAGGAACAGAUUUCUUUGCUAAAGAACCGUGUUAACAUUGCUAGCGGCACUCCAAGCAGGAUAAAAAAGCUAAUUGAUGCUGAGGCGUUAGACCUUUCAAGGUUGCAAGUACUCGUGCUAGAUUUGCAGCCUGAUGUAAAGGGGUAUUCGUUGUUGACCCUUCCACAAGUCAGGGAUGAAUUCCUGGAGGUGUUCAAGAACUAUUUUUAUGAAGCGAUGAUCCAGGGUGGUCUGCGUAUUUGUCUCUAUGGUUACCAGGCGGGUGUUGGUUUAAAGGACAAACAUAAACAAGGGCAUACAAUUCCUGAUACAUAACAUCUCAUGUUUAUUAUUUUUUUACAAUUCCAUUUAUCUUCAAAUGACGGACGUAUUUCACCAUGGGAGAGUGACAAUUUUGUUGUAAGUGGGGUAGAUACAUAUGAAAAACACAUUUCUAAGUAACUAGGAAGGUGCUUUAUUUGUGUAGAUUAUAGUGAUUAAUCGAAUACCCCUUUUUCUUUGGUAUAAUGGCAUUAUGGGUCCUAGUGUUAGUGUAAUUUUAA
This is a messenger RNA of Vigna unguiculata (cowpea), 1043 nucleotides long. Its product is annotated as U3 containing 90S pre-ribosomal complex subunit. The record is from RefSeq and is a predicted model, not a curated record. NCBI's taxonomy places the organism in Eukaryota, Viridiplantae, Streptophyta, Magnoliopsida, Fabales, Fabaceae. Gene Ontology annotation, cellular component: nucleus; 90S preribosome.